Molecule: messenger RNA, 3066 nt
Organism: Lodderomyces elongisporus
Lineage: Eukaryota; Fungi; Ascomycota; Pichiomycetes; Serinales; Debaryomycetaceae
Gene: CDC68
Product: chromatin-remodeling protein
Exons: 1
Coding region: 1-3066 (1021 amino acids)
Biological process (GO): transcription elongation by RNA polymerase II
Cellular component (GO): FACT complex
Molecular function (GO): nucleosome binding
Source: RefSeq, a predicted model, not a curated record
AUGUCUGAUGUGCAUAUUGAUACCAAUGUGUUUUACAAGAGGUUGUCAAUCCUUCAACGUGAGCUUGCGGAGGCAAAAAUCCCCCAAGGGUUGGUUAUUGUAGGAGCACGCAAUGACGACAAUACCUACAAAAAAUCGACUGUUUUGCAAAACUGGUUACUAGGAUACGAGUUUGUCCAUACAGCUAUAUAUUUCACACCAACCAAAUGUAUUUUCAUCACGUCUGAAGGAAAAGCAAAAUAUUUGAAGGGCCUUACAGAGCGCCCAGAGCCCAUUGAACUAUGGACAAGAACCAAAGAUGUCGAGAAAAACAAGCAACUUUUUGUUGACUUGAUUGAUGAAAUGAAAAAAGUUAACGAGGAGUAUGGUACAAUUGUCAAGGACAAAUAUACUGGUAAGUUCCUUGAGGAAUGGCUCGAAGUCAGCAAAGAUUCUGGAUUAAAGCAAGUUGAUUUGGCAUUAGUUGUGUCCAAGGCCUUGGAGAUGAAGGAUUCUGACGAGUUUGAAAGCACCAAGAUUGCAUCUAAUGCGAGCGUGGUGAUGAUGGACUCGUUUGUCAAUGAGAUGAUGACCAUUGUUGAUGAGGAAAAGAAAAUCACCAAUGCGCAAUUGACUGACCAAGUUGAAGACAAGAUUGAGAAUAACAAGUGGUAUUUGAAAUCCAAAUUGGGCAAGAGUCUUUUACAGCAAAUCAAGGACUUUGACCCAGAGCUCUUGGAGUGGUGCUAUUCUCCAAUUAUCCAAAGUGGUGGCGAGUAUGACUUGAAACCUAGUGCUGUGUCAACUGAGAAAACCUUGGUGGGAGAUGGUGUGAUUCUAGCAUCGAUUGGGUUGAGGUAUAAAUCGUAUUGUUCAAAUAUUGGUCGUACUUUCUUAAUUGACCCCACUAAGGAAAUGGAAGCCAACUAUGAUUUUCUCCUCAAACUUCAAGAACACAUUAGCAAAAAUUUGUUAAAGAGUGGUUCAAAGGGUAAGGACGUUUAUGCAGGGGCUUUGGAAUUUAUCAAUAAAGAAAACCCUAACUUGGCUGCCAAUUUUACCAAAAAUUGUGGUUGGUUAAUCGGUAUUGAGUUCAGAGACUCAACGUUUAUUCUCAAUGCGAAAUCUGAGAGGGUUUUGGCCGAUGGCCAGAUCAUAUCACUCACCAUUGGUUUCCUGAACAUACCCGGAGGAAAGAAGAAACCAUACUCAGUUUUGGUUACUGAUACUUACAAAAUCAGUGUUGAUCAACCUAUAUUGUUGACUAAUUCUCCGAAAGCCCGCUCCGAAAUAUCAUUUUUUUUCAACGAUGAAGAUGAAGGAUCUGCAAGUAAUACCACUGCUACGAAUAAUAGUACUAAUGCACAAGCAAAAUCAUCGAAUGCAACAAUCAAAGCAGAAAGGAAACCAAUCAUCGAGGCAGGCGACAAUUCCAAGAUCCUUAAAUCGAAAUUGAGACAUGAGAAUAACAAUGCCGACGACAAGAAUGCUGAAAAGGUGAGACAAGAAAUUCAAUUGAAAUUGCACGAGAAGAGAACACAGGAAGGGCUUGCGCGGUUUUCGAAAGCUGAUGCGACAGAUGCAUCUGAUUACAAGCCAGUUUUUAAGAAAUACGAAUCUUAUGUGCGUGAAUCACAGAUUCCAAACAGUGUGUCUGAUUUGCGAAUUCACAUUGAUUACAAGAACCAAACCAUAAUUUUGCCCAUUUCUGGACGUCCUGUUCCAUUCCAUAUAAACGCAUACAAGAGUGGAUCGCAAAAUGAAGAAGGCGAUUAUACCUAUUUGCGGUUGAAUUUCAACUCACCUGGUGCAGGUGGUAAUGUUACCAGAAGAGUAGAGCUUCCUUAUGAAGAUUCGCCAGAUAAUACAUUCUUGAGGUCGAUCACUAUUAGAUCCAAAGAUCGUGAUCGAAUGGUUGAUGUUUUCAAAGCCAUUCAGGACUUGAAAAAGGACUCAGUAAAGAGAGACCAAGAGAGAAAGCAAAUGGCCGAUGUUGUGACACAAGCAAAUCUUAUUGAGUUUAAGGGCUCACGUGUUAAGAAAUUGGAUAAUGUAUUUGUUAGACCAACUCCGGACACAAAAAAACUUGGUGGUGUUUUGCAAAUCCACGAGAAUGGUCUUCGAUAUCAAUCUAGUUUCAGGAUGGACCAAAAAAUUGAUGUUUUGUUUUCCAACAUCAAGCACUUGUUCUUUCAACCUUGUAAAGAUGAAUUGAUUGUGCUUAUCCAUUGUCACUUGAAGAAUCCGAUCAUGAUUGGUAAGAGAAAGACUUUUGAUUUGCAAUUUUACAGAGAAGCAAGUGACAUGGCAUUCGAUGAGACUGGAGGUAGAAAGAGAAAGUACAGAUAUGGGGAUGAAGACGAAUUGCAACAAGAGCAAGAAGAAAGAAGACGCAAGGCAUUAUUGGAUAAAGAAUUUAAGCAAUUUGCCGAAUUGAUUGCAGAUUCCUCUAAUGGAUUGGUGGAUUUGGAUAUCCCAUUUAGAGAAUUGGGAUUCCAAGGUGUUCCAUUUAGAUCAUCUGUGUUGUGUAUUCCUACAAGAGAUUGUCUUGUACAAUUGAUUGACCCACCAUAUUUGGUUGUGACUUUGGAAGAAGUCGAGAUUGCGCAUUUGGAAAGAGUGCAAUUUGGAUUAAAGAAUUUCGACUUGGUGUUUGUGUUUAAAGACUUUGCCAAGCCUGUGGUGCAUAUCAAUACAAUUCCAAUGGAGUUACUUGAGGAUGUCAAGUCGUGGUUGACAAAUGUUGAUAUCCCGCUCAGUGAAGGUCAAAUGAAUUUGAAUUGGGCACAGAUUAUCAAAACGGUUCAAGCAGAUCCAUACCAAUUUUUCCUUGAUGGUGGAUGGUCAUUCUUAACAGGUACCGGUGAGUCUGAUGAGAGUGAUGAGGAAGAUGAAGAGAGUGAGUUUGAAGCAAGUGACGAAGAUCCACAGGAUGAAAGUGAGAGUGAAGACGACUAUGCUAGUGAUGAGGAUGGAAGUGAUUUCUCGGGUAGUGAUAGUGAAGCAGAAAGUGAAGAAAGUGGUGAAGACUGGGAUGAAAUGGAAAAGAAAGCUGCCAAGGCCGAUCGCCAUUCUGCUUACGAUUAG